AUGCAGGAAGUACGAGCUCUACUAGGUACGACCCCUCAUCGGACAUCAUGGCCACCACUGGAUCAGCAGCCUCUUGCGAUUGAUGAGGCCUUCAAUGAAGAAACAUUUCUCAAGACACUUGAAGAAUUGUUACAGCACCAUGUGACCCGCCUCGAGCACCAUUUUCUCGUCUUAAGUACGUCUCAAAUCGCACUUUUGGCCGGCCGUCUCCAUGACGUUCUCGUGCCGACGCGAGACGCGGCAUCACGUGUAAUACAGGCCUGGACGAUACAACCACAGCUGCAACUUAAGGUCAAAGCCAGUGCGCAUCUUCAAGUGCUCAAACUAUCGACGAUUCUCCGUGAAGUCCAACGCCUUCGUGUCCAGGAGGUCCCGAGCUUCGAGACACCUUCGCGUCACAUUGAAGUGGACAUUUUUCCAUCGCUCAGGAUUCUGGAAGUUCUUCAUAUGGACGUUCAGAGGCUGCGACAUGUGCACUAUUUUGCGCAACAAGUUGAAGCACUUCAUAUUGAACACACGGAUGCAAAAAUUUUGACUCAAUUGCUCGCUCCAGACGAGAAAAAAGUGGUCUGGACAAAACUAUCGACGUUACAUAUGAAUUGCUGUACUUUGGAGCUCGUGGAUGAGUCUGUGAACUUUUUGACAGCCAUUCGAACACUGGAUCUUGGCUGGAACAAGAUUAACAAGUUUGACUCGAACAUAACCACGAAAUCACUCGAGGUGUUUAAUUUAUGUCAUAAUCAACUGAAAUUUGUACCUCCUGUACAAGCCUUACGUGGAUUAAGAGAGCUGGAUCUGGCAGUAAAUCAGCUCGUGUCGCUCAAGGGAUUGGAGACACUUAAGGCACUGGAACGAUUGGAUGUUUCGCACAAUUUGAUUGAUGAUAUCACGGAAGUCGAGUUGUUGACGAGACUGCCAAGACUUAUGUAUUUGAAGAUGGAGUUCAACCCCAUUGCACGGCGGCCAGAUUAUCGACGGGAAGUGCUAUUCUACUUGGGUGAGCCGAUUGAGCUGGACGGACACCGCUGGACCGAACCUGAGAUAAGCAGCAUGGAGCAUCGGCGUAUGUUGAUGAUGCUCGAUGACGAGAAUCAGCACAACGUUGUCGAGAGACGGCUAUGGGGACAGUCGGAAAAAGUCUCGGCGUAUCCUAGAGCUCAUGUGCCGAGUGGUAUUGUCGUGAAGAAUCCCAAGCUGGUGUUGAGUUACCCUCGGCUUCCUCAAUCUCAAGCUGUUUCUGCUCAUUUUGUAGAAAUACAAAACCCGCUGUCGGCAUAUGGAACAAUGAGCAAUCAAUCUCGAAAAGUGGGUGAUGGCGAGUCCGAGAACCGAAAUAGCAUCGUAAAGACACCUGGAAACAUCCAAGGUUCUCGCAGUACGCGACCAUCGGUCCGAACUGUUGACGAUUACUUCAGAACGCAGCGCAACGUCAUUGUGUCAAAGGUGAGUAAACUUCGUAAAGAGUGUGACGAGCAAGCUCCGAUGACUGAGGAAGAAGACAGUGACGACUCUUCGACAGAACGAACUUGGACGCCCAGUCGUAAACAUUCGACAACUAACUACAUGCGAGAGUUUGAGGAAGAAGAGUUGCUGAUGCGAGAAGGCAAUGAUAUUGACAAUGCCGAUAUGAUAGCUGCGCGUUCGACUUUGCAAACGCAGAUUCCAACCUCUCAGAGAUUUAAACGAAGCAUCAGCGUCCGCGUGCUUCUGAGUGCAAAACAGUCUGCGGUGCAUGGUCUGCACUUUGAAAUUGAUGGUGUCCUAGCGAACAUAAAAAUUAAGCCACGAAAAUUGAUCGAAAGAUUUACUGUCAGUGAUGGUAAAGACCCAAUAGCUAUCACACGGUGGCUCCCUGAUGUCGUUGCCGUUGGCACAUCAAUGCACUCGAAUCGAGCAAAGAUCAUUACGAUGAAGUUACGAUCGCAUGGAUCUCUAAACGUAACGGAUGCUGCCUACAAGUUUGAAUCAGUUGCGUCAUUGGAGACUUUGCUUUCAUUACUAGUAGCUCGUCUUCUCCAGCAGUACAAGAGCCAUAUCGUGAUCUGCAACUGUGCGAACUGUGGAGCUCUUUCGCUGCUCACGCCUAGAUACUCCGAACGAAUAGAAGCUAAGGAUCCCUUAACGGUGUAUUCCUGCUUGUUAUGCUCAAGCUGCAACGUGCGAGAAGUUUCGUUCAAGAAGCUUGUCGCGCUUUGUGCUAACGAAGGCAUCGUCAUCCCAAGCAGCAUCCCGCUAGCGCCGCCACCGUGGGAAGCAAUAACAGAAGGAUUUUAUAUCGAGGAGCCGUCGGCUACCGACUCGAGCAUGCGUGAGUGCAUGAUGGUUUCGUGUAAUAGUAUUCGCGACGUUACAGCUUCUUCCGUGGAAUUGGGCAAAGAUGAAGUACACAGCGAAGAAUGGAAUGAUGCCAUUGUACAUGCUAUGACUACGUCGAUGCGGUGA
Molecule: messenger RNA, 2442 nt
Organism: Peronospora farinosa
Lineage: Eukaryota; Oomycota; Peronosporomycetes; Peronosporales; Peronosporaceae
Source: the annotation of a GenBank genome assembly